UAUUAACCAAGAUGAGAUCCCAAAUAGCUCUGUUCCUUGGCUUGGUGGCCCUCGUUGCGACUUCCUUGGGAGCUGGCACCGGUCCCGCCACGCCCCCUGCUUCCGCAACGCCCCCUGCUUCCGCAACGCCCCCCGCUGCCGCUACUCCCGCUGAUCCUGCUACCCCCGCUGAUCCGACCACGGCUACAACAACGUCGUCUGCAGCGUCGGCCACCACCACCAGCACCACUGCAGCCACCACCACGGCAUCCACCAAGAAGAAGGCCACCGUCAUCCACUACGAGCGCAAGAUCAAGAGGCCAAGAACGAUCCGUAAGAUCCACCACAAAAGUGGAGGUGCGAAUAAGGAUUGAAGCAGAUUCCCGAACUCGAACCCUCAGACCCAAAAGAUUUGGCUAGGCGACUCUUAAGCAUAUAUUUUUUAACACCUUUGUUAUUUUACUUGUAUUUUAGUUUUUAUUACAUUCGCAAAAUUAAAUGAAAAAAUUUAAUGGUCCAUGUGUUAAUAAGAGAUCUGAUUAUAAUUAGAUUAAAUUAAAAAAGUGAAC
Molecule: messenger RNA, 548 nt
Organism: Drosophila rhopaloa
Lineage: Eukaryota; Metazoa; Arthropoda; Insecta; Diptera; Drosophilidae
Product: protein new-glue 1-like
Exons: 1
Coding region: 12-353 (113 amino acids)
Source: RefSeq, a predicted model, not a curated record